UGCAAGUUGCGGGUGAGCCGGUUUUCGCGAAUUUUAAGAACUGUGCAAUUUCGUAACAGUGACUAUUAUCUGCAAGAGGGCGCUUACUAGCAUAUGGUGAUAAAUUGUGCCGAAAUUGGUCGGAAUUCAAGAGCUAUCCCAUUGAACACUAUUUGCAAGCCCAACCUGUCACAGUAACAAUGGCUGGUGUGGACCAGCUGAAGAAGAAUGUAGAUCAAUAUUAUGACGAAAUGAAAUAUGAUCAGAUUGCUGAACAGUUGGAGCCAUACAAGGGCGGCGACGACGUCGGACUACUGUGGCGACUGGCGCGGGCCAACUACGAGCGCCAGAAGACGCUCGGCUCGGACGCUGCCCAGCUCCGGCUGCUGCAGGACACGCUGGCCACCGUGCAGCGAGCGCUGGCGCUGGACGCCACUGACCCCAACUGCCACAAGUGGAUGGCCAUCUAUCUGAACGCCAUCACCAAGCUGCAGGGCUCCAAGGCACAAAUUGACGCAGCCACCACCAUCAGGGAGCACAUGCUGAAGGCGUGCGAGUACGGUCCGGACGACGCCACGAACUGGCACCUGAUCGCCAUGUGGGAGUACAGCGUGGCCGACAUAUCGUGGGUGAUGCGCAAACUGGCCACGGUGGUGUACGGCGAGCCGCCCAGGGCCACCUUCCAGCAGGCGCUCGACAACUUCCUGAAGGCGGAUCAGCUGUCGGACGGUUUCAGACAGCUGAGUGCAGGGCGGGGUCUCGCCUGGCCAAUCAAGAGUCGCAAUCUCAUGAUGAUCGGCAAGUGUUACCAAAAACUGAAAGACAAGGAAAACGCAAUAAAGUACCUGAAGAUGGUUCGAGCCCUUGAAGCGAAGACCGCGGACGAUGAAGAGUCGAAGGAAGAAGCCAUUAGCAUGUUGAAGCAGAUGGGUAUAACCGACUGAAGAUUCGGAUGCAGAGCGACGAAAUCUGCAAGUGCCACAGCUUCACAUGUCCGAUGGCAGUAAAGCCGGAGCUGCAUAUCAGGAUAGUAAACUGGACUGAUCCGUCCAGUCCGGACAAUAUCAUUUUGGCCGUAUUCUGGUGGCGUGGGCGUGAGCGUGUGAGUGUGAGUGUGAGGAACCGUUGGACAGUGACAUUAGUAAUGAAUACCUCGUGGGGGGCCUCAUGCGGAUACAACGCUUUAAGCUGUACUCUUAAUCCACCGCAUAUUCAUCGCGCUUUGGGGACGUGGGGAAAUUUAUGCGGGCGAAGCGCUUUAAGCUGCGCUCUUAAUCCACCACAUAUUCAUUGUGCUGUGGGGACGUGGGGAACUUUAUGCGGGUGAAGCGCUUUAAGCUGCGCUCUUAAUCCACCACAUAUUCGUUGUGCUUUGGGGACGUGGGGAACUAUGCGGGUGAAACGCUUUAAGCUGCGCUCUUAAUCCACUACACAUUCAUUGUGCU
Pollicipes pollicipes is the source of this 1424-nucleotide messenger RNA. Its product is annotated as regulator of microtubule dynamics protein 1. The record is from RefSeq and is a predicted model, not a curated record. Gene Ontology annotation, molecular function: microtubule binding. The transcript is spliced from 7 exons. NCBI's taxonomy places the organism in Eukaryota, Metazoa, Arthropoda, Thecostraca, Pollicipedomorpha, Pollicipedidae. The coding region runs from base 180 to 923 and encodes 247 amino acids. Gene Ontology annotation, cellular component: cytoplasm; mitotic spindle pole; spindle microtubule.